AAGCCCUCAUUUCCGCCUCAUAAAGACAGUACAGACACCCAAAUCUAAAACCCUAAUUAAACCCUAUGCACUAAGAAACCCUCACCAACAAUAAAAACCAUUGCUUUCUCAUCUCUAUCUCUCUCUAAACACUUUCUGUUGUUGAGAUCCACCGAUGGCCACCGCUGCUUUAAUCCGAACUUUGCGACGCCGUGAUGUCGCCUCCGCUCCUUUCUCUGCUUACAAAUGUUUGACUGGCAAUGUGAAACCAUCAUGGACCCCUUCUAAUCUUGGUCAUAAUUGGGGAAGUUUGUCAAGAGCUUUCAGCUCAAAACCCGCUGGAAAUGAUGUUAUUGGUAUUGAUUUGGGUACCACCAACUCAUGUGUUGCUGUUAUGGAGGGGAAAAAUCCCAAAGUCAUUGAAAACUCUGAAGGAUCUAGAACCACCCCUUCUGUGGUUGCCUUCAAUCAGAAAGGAGAGCUUCUUGUUGGUACUCCAGCAAAACGUCAAGCUGUGACCAAUCCAACCAAUACAGUUUUUGGAACUAAGCGUCUAAUUGGUAGGAAGUUUGAUGAUCCUCAAACCCAAAAAGAGAUGAAAAUGGUUCCAUAUAAGAUAGUAAGGGCUUCAAAUGGAGAUGCAUGGGUUGAGGCCAAUGGGCAGCAGUAUUCCCCUAGUCAGAUUGGUGCAUUCGUCUUGACCAAGAUGAAAGAAACUUCAGAGGCUUAUCUUGGAAAGACAGUCACAAAGGCUGUUAUCACUGUACCUGCCUAUUUCAAUGAUGCUCAAAGACAAGCCACAAAGGAUGCUGGGAGAAUUGCUGGCCUUGAUGUGCAGAGAAUCAUCAAUGAGCCCACUGCUGCUGCACUAUCCUAUGGUAUGAACAACAAGGAGGGGCUGAUAGCAGUUUUUGAUCUUGGAGGGGGAACAUUUGAUGUUUCAAUUUUGGAGAUCUCCAAUGGUGUUUUUGAGGUGAAAGCAACAAAUGGUGACACAUUCUUGGGAGGAGAGGACUUUGAUAAUGCUCUGCUGGAGUACCUGGUUAGUGAAUUCAAGAGAACUGAAGCCAUUGAUCUUACAAAGGAUAGGCUGGCAUUGCAGAGGCUUCGUGAAGCGGCAGAGAAGGCUAAGAUAGAGCUGUCGUCAACAGCUCAGACUGAAAUCAAUUUACCAUUUAUCACAGCUGAUGCAUCUGGUGCAAAGCAUCUGAACAUUACUCUAACUAGAUCUAAAUUUGAAAGCUUGGUAAAUCACUUGAUUGAGAGAACCAGGGCACCAUGCAAGAACUGUCUCAAGGAUGCUGGCAUAUCGACCAAGGAUGUUGAUGAGGUUCUCCUUGUUGGAGGAAUGACCCGUGUUCCCAAGGUUCAAGAGAUAGUUUCAGAGAUCUUUGGGAAGAGUCCAAGCAAAGGAGUAAACCCUGACGAGGCUGUUGCUAUGGGAGCUGCAAUCCAGGGCGGCAUUCUUCGUGGGGAUGUUAAGGAGUUGCUCCUUCUGGAUGUCACUCCUCUUUCACUUGGUAUUGAGACUCUUGGUGGGAUAUUCACAAGGCUGAUCAACAGAAAUACAACAAUUCCUACUAAGAAAAGUCAGGUCUUCUCUACAGCAGCUGAUAAUCAGACCCAGGUUGGUAUUAAAGUGCUCCAAGGUGAGCGUGAAAUGGCAUCUGACAACAAGCUUUUGGGAGAGUUCGAAUUGGUGGGUAUUCCACCAGCACCAAGGGGCAUGCCUCAGAUUGAGGUGACAUUCGAUAUUGAUGCCAAUGGUAUAGUCACUGUUUCUGCUAAGGACAAAUCCACUGGAAAAGAGCAACAGAUCACCAUCAGAUCAUCUGGAGGUCUCUCAGAAGAUGAGAUUGACAAGAUGGUUAAGGAGGCUGAGCUAUUUGCCCAGAAAGAUCAGGAGAGAAAAGCUUUGAUCGACAUCAAGAACAGUGCAGACACCACUAUCUACAGUAUUGAGAAGAGUCUGAACGAAUAUAGGGAGAAGAUUCCUGCUGAAACUGCUAAGGAGAUCGAGGAUUCCCUUGCAGACUUGAGAACGGCAAUGGCGGGAGAGAAUGCUGAUGAGAUCAAAUCCAAACUUGAUGCUGCAAACAAGGCAGUGUCAAAGAUUGGUGAGCACAUGUCUAAGGGCAGUGGUGGUGAAUCUGGAGGUGCAUCUGGAGGUUCCCAGGGCGGAGAGCAGACUCCUGAAGCAGAGUACGAGGAGGUGAAGAAAUGAGCGGGAGCAGUUCUAUUAGUUCCAUUUGAAUUGCCUUAAACCACAUCUGAAGAUGGAUCUUCUAAAUUUUAUUCUCUUUAGGAUUACAUGGUUUCUAGCGGUUUUGUAUCUAAAACAGUGGAGGAUGAAUGUAUUAGGGAGUCAUUUCUUUUUUUGUUCCUCUAAAAACUUGCAUAUGGAGGGUGAGCCCCAUUUUAGUAUAUUAAUAACCAAAAUUUUCUGAUU
Messenger RNA from Ricinus communis (castor bean), 2428 nucleotides. RefSeq names its product heat shock 70 kDa protein, mitochondrial. Gene Ontology annotation, cellular component: cytoplasm; mitochondrion. NCBI's taxonomy places the organism in Eukaryota, Viridiplantae, Streptophyta, Magnoliopsida, Malpighiales, Euphorbiaceae. The record is from RefSeq and is a predicted model, not a curated record. The transcript has 6 exons. Gene Ontology annotation, molecular function: heat shock protein binding; ATP binding; ATP-dependent protein folding chaperone. Gene Ontology annotation, biological process: protein refolding; cellular response to unfolded protein. Bases 155 to 2203 code for a protein of 682 amino acids.